CCUGCUCUUCUUUAGCGCCCGCUGCAGACGGCACUAGGACCCGGGGAAGUCCCUGAGCGAGGUUCGCGCGAAGGCAGCCAGACUCCUCCUUAUCUCCAGUGUCAAACUUGACAUCAGCCUGCGAGCGGAGCAUGGUAACUUCUCCAGCAAUCAGAGCGCUCCCCCUCACAUCAGUGGCAUGCUUCAUGGAGAUAUGCUCCUCUCACUGCCCUCUGCACCAGCAACAUGGAUUGUCACCUCUCCAUCCUCCUCCUUCUCAGCUGCUCUGUUCUCAACUGCUUCGGGGAACUGAUUCUCCAGCCUUCCAAUGAAGUCAAUCUACUGGAUUCAAAAACAAUUCAAGGGGAGCUGGGCUGGAUCUCUUAUCCAUCACAUGGGUGGGAAGAGAUCAGUGGUGUUGAUGAACAUUACACACCCAUCAGGACUUACCAGGUGUGCAAUGUCAUGGAUCACAGUCAAAAUAACUGGCUGAGGACAAACUGGGUCCCCAGGAACUCAGCUCAAAAGAUUUACGUGGAGCUCAAGUUCACUCUACGAGAUUGUAAUAGCAUUCCAUUGGUUUUGGGAACUUGCAAGGAGACAUUCAACCUGUACUACAUGGAGUCUGAUGAUGAUCACGGGGUCAAAUUCCGAGAGCAUCAGUUUACAAAGAUUGACACCAUUGCAGCUGAUGAAAGUUUCACUCAAAUGGAUCUCGGGGACCGUAUUCUUAAACUCAACACUGAGAUUAGAGAAGUAGGUCCCGUCAACAAAAAGGGAUUUUAUUUGGCUUUUCAAGACGUUGGUGCUUGUGUUGCCUUGGUGUCUGUGAGAGUGUACUUCAAAAAGUGCCCAUUUACAGUGAAGAAUCUGGCAAUGUUUCCAGACACGGUACCCAUGGACUCCCAGUCCUUGGUGGAGGUUAGAGGUUCUUGUGUCAACAAUUCUAAGGAGGAAGAUCCUCCAAGGAUGUACUGCAGUACAGAAGGGGAAUGGCUCGUACCCAUUGGCAAGUGCUCUUGCAAUGCUGGCUAUGAAGAAAGAGGCUUCGUGUGCCAAGCUUGCCAACCAGGUUUCUACAAGGCUUUGGAUGGUAAUAUGAAGUGCGCUAAGUGCCCACCUCACAGUUCUACUCACGAAGAUGGUUCAAUGAACUGCAGGUGUGAGAAUAAUUACUUCCGAGCAGACAAAGACCCUCCAUCCAUGGCUUGUACCCGGCCUCCAUCUGCACCAAGAAAUGUUAUCUCUAACAUAAACGAGACCUCGGUUAUCCUGGACUGGAGUUGGCCCCUGGACACAGGAGGCCGGAAAGACGUUACCUUCAACAUCAUAUGUAAAAAAUGUGGGUGGAAUGUAAAACAAUGUGAGCCAUGCAGCCCAAAUGUCCGCUUCCUCCCUCGACAGUUUGGACUCACCAACACCACGGUGACAGUGACAGACCUCCUGGCACACACUAACUACACCUUUGAGAUUGAUGCCAUUAAUGGGGUGUCAGAGCUGAGCUCCCCACCAAGACAAUUUGCUGCAGUCAGCAUCACAACUAAUCAGGCGGCUCCAUCACCCGUCAUGACGAUUAAGAAAGAUCGGACAUCCAGAAACAGCAUCUCUUUGUCCUGGCAAGAACCUGAACACCCUAAUGGGAUCAUAUUGGACUACGAGGUCAAAUACUAUGAAAAGCAGGAACAAGAGACAAGUUAUACCAUUCUGAGGGCAAGAGGCACAAAUGUUACCAUCAGUAGCCUCAAGCCUGACACUACAUAUGUAUUCCAAAUCCGAGCCCGAACGGCAGCUGGAUAUGGGACCAAUAGCCGCAAAUUUGAAUUUGAAACUAGCCCAGACUGUAUGUAUUAUUUCAAUGUAUUGUGGAGGGGUUGUUGGGGAGGGGGAGUUGCAAAAUGUGUCUAAUCAUUUAUAUCACUCCCUCUAAGUUGUAACCAAAUGUGAUGCAUUGAAAAGACAUUGCUUGGGACAUUUAGCGAUCGGUAUAGCAUUGUCUCUGUAUACAGUAUUUGUGUUUAUGUUGGUGUUCUUUUUCUCUUUUACAAAUGCCUGAAAAGCUUCUGGUUUUCUAUUAGUCAUAAAUUGCUUUUGAGGAACAUUAUUUAAUAUAGUAAUACACUUCCAGUGCCUGUCAUUUCAGAUAUUCCAGGUUCAUUGUGUGAUUCAAUGAACUACAAAAAAGAAACUUGCUGAUCCAUGAGGAUCUUAAUUUUGUCUUAAUCCUUGACACAUUCAAUGGUGUAUCACUUGGAGAAUAAGGAUUUUCUAAAAUGUGUUUUAUCACUUCAUUCACAUUUACAAGCAAUUUGGAUAGCAUGACCAUUUGACCCCAAAUUUGGCUAAAAUUGAUCUAAAAUUGGCAAACAUUUUCCCAGUAACUUUCUUUUAUUUGGAAUGCAUUUACUUCACAUUUAAAGAGCCCUCUGUUAAAAUAUAAUUGUCAAAAAGGUAAAAUCAUCUCUAUAGUAUAAAAUGAACAGAAGCUAAAGAUUUUACUUAACUUAUU
Propithecus coquereli (Coquerel's sifaka) is the source of this 2485-nucleotide messenger RNA. RefSeq names its product EPH receptor A3 (gene EPHA3). Bases 226 to 1884 code for a protein of 552 amino acids. The transcript has 7 exons. Gene Ontology annotation, biological process: axon guidance; cell surface receptor protein tyrosine kinase signaling pathway; protein phosphorylation. Gene Ontology annotation, cellular component: neuron projection; membrane. Lineage: Eukaryota; Metazoa; Chordata; Mammalia; Primates; Indriidae. The record is from RefSeq and is a predicted model, not a curated record. Gene Ontology annotation, molecular function: ATP binding; protein binding; transmembrane-ephrin receptor activity.